Molecule: messenger RNA, 636 nt
Organism: Chilo suppressalis (striped riceborer)
Lineage: Eukaryota; Metazoa; Arthropoda; Insecta; Lepidoptera; Crambidae
Source: the annotation of a GenBank genome assembly
AUGAAGUGCGCUGUUUGUGACGAGUCAUUUAAUGAUGGCGUUCAGUGUGGAGUGUGCAAAAAACAUCUGGAUUUUGGUUGUGCCAAUAUUUCCGAAGCUGGAUACAGGAAGCUCGGCUCUGACCGCCGGACGGCGUGGAAAUGCCCUCAGUGCAAGCAAUCGAGGCUGUCACCUGUUCCCGGUGGCGAUCCAUCUGUUCUAGACAACAUACUCACCGAACUGCGGGGUUUGAAACAGCAGCUCGCUAGUCUCCCUACCCUUAUUGAAGAUGUGAAAUGUAUUAAGCAGGAAUUGUCAGACCUAAAGGCGUCUUGUGAAUUCAGCAGUGACUGGUUGGACAAGCAGGAGGUCAGACUAUCUGACUUAGAACAAAAAGUGUCAGAUGUGAAGAAAAUCGAGCUUUCUAUGAAUUCGGCUGUAAAUGAAAUCAGCAUUCUGAGAAAAGAGUUGGUGCAAAGAGAUCAAUGGAAUCGGCUUAAUAACAUUGAAAUUAAGGGUGUACCGGUCAAGUCUAGUGAAAACCUCUUCUCUAUUGUCGAGGCGCUGACUGAGACUGUUGCCUACAGCUUUCCGAUAACUCAACUAAUUAUAUCGCAAGAGUACCCAUGCAGAAUUCUAAGGACAAAUAUAUUGUAA